Molecule: messenger RNA, 909 nt
Organism: Arachis ipaensis
Lineage: Eukaryota; Viridiplantae; Streptophyta; Magnoliopsida; Fabales; Fabaceae
Source: RefSeq, a predicted model, not a curated record
AUGAGUGUGAGAGAGGCUAUGGAGCGGUCUUUUAAUGGUAGCAAGAUCAUACUAAGGUUCAAAGAGGAACUGCAAGCAGUCGGAGAUGGAGCUGGCCUGUUGAGUGGCAUUCUAGGAGCGCUGGGUUCAGAUUACAGCAAAUUUCCUAUCUGUGAAAAGAGUUGGGCAAAGGUGCGGGGCAAAGAUAGGGUUUAUGAUGAUUUCAUAAAGGAGAUGUUCCACUUUCGGGAUAACAGUGGUAUAAUCAAGAAAACACUUUUGAAACAAAUGGGGAGGUCCUGGAAGGACACAGGGGGGAGGUUGUAUGACUCGCAUUACAAGCCAACAAGGACACUUGAGCAUAAUCUUGAGAAGCGCCCGCAGGGAAUUCCUAGAGAGCUUUGGAAGUGGUUCAUUGACUAUCGUAAUGAUCCUGCAACAAAGGCAAAAUGCAAGCAAAACGCGCUGAAUCGAAAGAAGCAACUUUACAUGCACACUGGCGGUUCUAAAAGCUUGGCUAGGACAAGGGAAGAAGAGAAAAAAAUAUCUGAGAUUGAGCAGUUGGAUGAAUCUACAAGAAUAUUGUCAGAAAAUGAUUCCCUUGCCCAAGCUCUCGGUAAAGAGCACCCGGGUAGAGUGCGUGGGAUAGGACACGGGCCGACACCAAGUCAACUCUUCCGUCCGAGGUCGCAACCGCCGGUGGAUAGAGCUCAAGUAGAAGAGGCCCAAAGGAUGCUGACUGAACUACAGGCGGAGGUGACAACCGAAAAAUUGAAGCGAAAAGCAAUAGAGGAUGAAUUAGCAGCAGAGAAAACAAAGAGGCAAGCAAUAGAGAGUGUGCUGAGUUAUCUGGUUCAACAGCAAUGUGGGGAGCUGCCUCCGGACAUCCUUGCACAGAUGAAUUCUCUGGAUGGACAUAGCGGAAAAUAG